AAACAAAAAAUGUAAACAUUGCAUUUUAGUAUAUUUAUUAAACGAUAAGAUUUUCAAUUAAAAAUAUAACCCAUAAAAAUGUUGCAAGGAUACUUUUUCUUACUUUUAUUAUUAGAAAUAAGAACAUUAAAUGUAAAAGUACAUGUAAAGCAAGGUACUUUAAUAGGAAAUAGGGAAAUAACUGUUUUUGGUGAAAAGUUGUAUUAUGCAUUUUAUGGUGUGCCUUACGCUCAAGCCCCCGUUGGAAAAUUGAGAUUUGUAGAUCCAAAGCCAAUUAAACAAUGGACAAAACAACUAGACGCCACUACGGAAUACCGCGGAGCGUGUGCCCAAGGUCACAUUGUACACAAACAAGGACAAUAUGGAUUUGAAAAUUGUUUAUAUCUGAAUAUUUAUACACCAAUUUUACCUAAAUCUAAAAAUGAAACUUUAAAGGCUGUAAUCGUUUGGAUUCAUGGUUACGCAUUCACUUCGAGCUUCAGUCACAUACACGGACCCGAUUUUUUAAUUGAAAAUGACGUAUUAUUCAUUACUUUAACGCACAGAAUAGGUGCAUUCGGAUUUUUGAAAGUUAACGAAUCGGAUUCUAAUGCGAACAUGGGGCUAAAAGAUAUUGUCAUGGGUCUUAAAUGGAUCAAGAGAAAUGUUGAACAAUUUGGUGGCGAUAGUAAGAACAUAACGGUCAUGGGAAGUGGCUCUGCGAGUACAUUUCUGUCAUUAUUAUUGACAACAAAACACAGAAAUAUAUUUUCAAAAAUGAUUUUACAAAGCGGUUCGAUAUUCUCUCCUUCAUUGUACCAAAUCAAUCGUGAUUUAGAGAGGUCUAAAUUAGAAAACGAAAUAAAGAAAGCUGGGUUUAAGAAUUUGAAAUCUGUUCCAACAAAUAAUAUUAUUCAAGCGUAUAGAAAAAUAUACAGUAGUAUGGACUUGAUAAAUUCCCAAAGGCCUCUUAUUCCCUUCAUGCCCACCGUAGAAAAAGAAUCCAAUAGAGCAUUAAUUAAAAUAAAUGUUAAUCAAUUAUACAAUACUAUUAAAAAUUUAGAUGUAAAAAUCCCAAUUCUUAUUGGAUUUACGAGUCAGGAAAGUAUAACAGAAUUAAUACCGUUCAUUCAUAAUCCACAUCAUUUAAAUUUUUUUAAGUCGUUUUUCAAGUUUAUGGUACCAUAUUCAAUUGGUUGCAAGUACGAAUACUCAACAAAGACGUACAGAGCAAUUUCCCACGAAAUAAGAAAUCAAUACUUCAGGCGUGGCAUUUCAGAACACUCCAUUAAAGACUUUUUAAAGUUUUCAUCCGAUCUUCAAAAAUAUCCGAUAUAUAAAUAUAUAAAAUCAAGAUUAAACUCUGAAAGUAAAAUCUACGUUUAUAAAUUCAAUUAUGUUGGAAAAUUUAAUGUGGCUAAGGCAACUUCGUUAUCUGGUUCGACUUUAAAAAUAAAUGGUGCAGCACACGGAGAUGAAAUUUGUUACAUUCUAAAGUGCGACCCUCAAUGGGAAUCAUAUGUAAAAUUGAAAAAUGUCAGCUUUGAUAAAGAUAGAGAAUUUAUAAAUCAGAUUUCUAAAAUGUGGGCAAAUUUCGCAAAAACAGGGGAUCCAACGCCUUUAAACGCUUAUUCUAAUUUCACUUGGCUACCGAUGACAUUAAAAGACGAUAAUGUUUUUCUUUUUGAUAAAGUGAGCAGAUUAACAGAUUCUGUUCCAGAACAAAAAAUGUAUAAUUUUUGGAACGAACUUUUUAAUAAAUAUUAUGCACCAGAUAAAUGUAAAACAUUCAAAGAGGAACUGUAAGAAUAUUAUAUUAAAUCAUUUUUAUUAUAGUCGAUUAUAAUUGCACAAAAUUAAUUAAUAAAUAAUAUUUUUGUUCUUACCUUACACUCA
Nymphalis io (European peacock) is the source of this 1875-nucleotide messenger RNA. RefSeq names its product esterase E4-like. NCBI's taxonomy places the organism in Eukaryota, Metazoa, Arthropoda, Insecta, Lepidoptera, Nymphalidae. The transcript has a single exon. Bases 79 to 1785 code for a protein of 568 amino acids. The record is from RefSeq and is a predicted model, not a curated record.